Molecule: messenger RNA, 1440 nt
Organism: Colletotrichum paranaense
Lineage: Eukaryota; Fungi; Ascomycota; Sordariomycetes; Glomerellales; Glomerellaceae
Exons: 2
Coding region: 1-1440 (479 amino acids)
Source: RefSeq, a predicted model, not a curated record
AUGAUAUUGACGAAACCUUUUCCUCCGUCGGCCAGAGAGGCUCGGUGGUUGUAUUUGAGCUGUCUGAGUGGUAUUGUGGUGUUGGUGGUGUUCUUCAGCCAUACUCUGUGGCCACAUUUCGAUAUUCACUCUUAUGACUUAUCUGGAGAAAGGACUGGAACGCAAACAAGUCAUGCAAAUCCGUAUGACCAAGAUGGCGCAAUUGACAAAGAAGAGGAUGAGAUGUAUUAUCUUGGAUCGAAAAAGAACGAAACAUCAGAAUCACAUAGGCUACAGGAGAUGAAGUACGCCGUCAUUCUCCCAACAUUUAGUGGACACAUGCCUCUUGCGAUGGAGUUCCUGCAGUCUUAUAUGUGCCUUUGUACAGAUCAGUCAAAAAUCGAUUUCCACGUCAUCGUGUCAGAUUCAAAUGAGGUCGUAAUGUUCCAAGAUGCGAUGAAAAAGUUGAAGCCCUGUGGGCCAACCUACAGCAUUUUCCCGACGCCAGCGAUGAACAUCAACGGGCCGAAACCGAAAAUCAACAUCAGCAACAUGUUCGACAUUCUACCCCCCGUCUUUCACUCCAUGACGACGGGGAAAAUCACAGGCAAUGAUACGUCGGCGCUUCUAAAAGAACGUGGAAAAUACCAAUACCAGACAAUCAAGAAGAUGUCAGCAGCACUGGAGCUCGAUUACGACUACGCGCUCUGGCUGGACUCCGAGGCUAUCGCCGUGCAGCCGUUCAGCAUGCGCCAAACCUUUGAUGCUUACGUCAAGGACCCUACGAUUUGGAGGUCGAGAAUGACCAAUGACGAUUUCAUGCGGAGACUCAUCGGCGCCGCGGCAAACGUUCUAGAUCGAUCGAUGGACUCAUUCGGACCCGCCUUUUGGAACCUGGAGAGUGUGGAAUGGAUUUUCGAGAAGAACAUGAUCAAGGAUCUGGUUCAGUAUGUUGAAAAGGUUCAAAAACAAGACUUUUGGACUGCGUGGGUCACGCAUGGUGGACCGUUCGAGGUGAACCUUCUCAACAUGCAUAUCCAAGCACGAAAGCUGGAGACGACGGACCCCCUAUUCACCAAAUACCGGAUCAUCGAGACUGAACGAGAGAUGCAGAAAUACGGCAUGGGUAAGUCAUGCAUUCCAACCAUACUCCAGCCAGCUAUUAUCUAUGACGGAGGACUGAUCGUUUCAAAAGUUGAACCAGCAAAAGCUGUGAUCGACGCCAUGACAGGAACUGGCCUCCUAGAGAGGGGCUACAAGUUGUUGGCAGUCCCAGAAAUAGUACCAAACUUUUCCUCCAUGCUACGCGAAAAUGGUCAGACUCUCUUUCGACUCGACAAUCUCGACGUUGGUCCACCAGAAGCCAUCGAUCGGUUUCUGUUGGAGACGCCGAUAAACAUCAUAUGUUCGGGAGCUCCGCCGUUGCAUAGUUGGUGGGAAGAGCGGAAGAAGAGCAUUUAG